This is a messenger RNA of Teleopsis dalmanni, 417 nucleotides long. RefSeq lists its product as uncharacterized. The transcript has a single exon. The coding region runs from base 1 to 417 and encodes 138 amino acids. NCBI's taxonomy places the organism in Eukaryota, Metazoa, Arthropoda, Insecta, Diptera, Diopsidae. The record is from RefSeq and is a predicted model, not a curated record.
AUGGAGGACAACAAAGAAGCCACACUACAAGAACAACUAGACACAACGAUGGCAGAAAAUAACCAAAUAGAAAUCAAACACGACGUUGCUGCAAUGGGCAUAAUCAAACUACCUACAUUUUUACAAACAGACCCCGAAUUAUGGUUUGCUCAAAUCGAAGGAUUAUUACAUGUGCAUCGGAUAACAGCAAAUGCAUCAAAAUUUUACACUGUCAUAACGGCACUGGAUCAUAAUACCUUGCAUCAAGUUGCAGAUAUCGCAAAAUGUCAAUCCAUUACAGAUAAAUUUAUCAUGUUAAAAAAAGAACUGAUAAAAAGAUUUGGAGAAUCGAAACAAAAACAACUGGUGAAAUUAUUAACUAAUUUAGAGUUAUCAAACAAACGGCCAACACAGCUACUUAGGGAAAUGCAAAAUUAA